Brienomyrus brachyistius is the source of this 3947-nucleotide messenger RNA. RefSeq names its product v-myb avian myeloblastosis viral oncogene homolog (gene myb). The record is from RefSeq and is a predicted model, not a curated record. Bases 783 to 2921 code for a protein of 712 amino acids. NCBI's taxonomy places the organism in Eukaryota, Metazoa, Chordata, Actinopteri, Osteoglossiformes, Mormyridae. Gene Ontology annotation, molecular function: DNA-binding transcription factor activity, RNA polymerase II-specific; RNA polymerase II cis-regulatory region sequence-specific DNA binding. Gene Ontology annotation, cellular component: nucleus. The transcript is spliced from 16 exons. Gene Ontology annotation, biological process: regulation of DNA-templated transcription.
CAGCUAAGUCUCUAUUAAGUUCUUAUAGUUUUAUUCAUUUGCGAAUACACAGGUUUACACACUCAUAUCCGGGAAACAAUUCGACUUUUAAUUUGCCUAUAACGUAUUUCAUUACUAACAGUGGGAUUAUAGAGUAUUCUGGGGGGUAAUUCUCUCCGCUUAGAAACAGGUAAGACACGUGUCAGUUUUUUCUCCAUUUAACGUGAAGUUUCAUUCACGGAAAAAGCAAACCAUUUACAAGUUUCUGACCAACAUUUAAACUUCGGAGACAAAUAAUAUUGCUCGAUCGUCUGGAGUUUACUAAGCAAAAUAGGUUUAAACAAACAUUUUGCAAAGUGAAACUAAUAUUACACAUGCGAGCGUCUAUACAAUACAAAUUAAAUAUUAACUUUAGAAAGUCCCUGUUCACUUCUAGCAGCUUUCUAGAAAAGCAUGGAGGACAUGUUAUGCUCCCAAGUAUCCACAGUAAUAGCAAACCAAAAAUAAAUACAGGGGGGGGAGAAGAAACUUAGUCAAACCGAUCAUUACCACUCCUGCUACAUACCCCAUUCCUUAAUUGUGCAUAUUCUCCACAGUAACAGUUAGCCCCACCUCAAUAAAAAAAGAAGUAAUGUUAAGUGCUGAGAGUUUAGCGGGGACCGGACCGAAAAACGCGCCUUGCUCGCGCCGGGGCAGCAGAAUAUUGCGCUUGCGUAAAGAAAUGGGGCGCCAAAUUUAGCGCGGAGGGAGGGCCCUAAAAAGCUUUGUUUGAUGGCAUCUGUUUACACUCCCUUCACUCUUUAAUGUCAACCUGCUCCUUGUCCCGAGAUAACUCCAAGUGCUAUAGACGAAUACUUGCAGCAAGUCACCGCUUUCUUACCUUGAUGAUGGCUAGGCGGCCAAGGCAUAGUGUGUACAGCAGCGACGAGGAAGAUGAUGAUGUGGAACUCUACGACCACGACUACGAUGGACCAGUGCCAAAGUCAGGGAAGCGGCAUCUCGGCAAAACCCGGUGGACCCGGGAUGAGGAUGAAAAAUUGAAGAAACUCGUUGAGCACCAUGGUUCUGAAGACUGGAAAGUUAUUGCCAGUUUCCUUCCUAACCGCACAGAUGUGCAGUGCCAGCAUCGCUGGCAGAAAGUGCUGAACCCAGAACUCAUCAAAGGCCCGUGGACCAAGGAGGAGGACCAGCGGGUGAUUGAACUGGUGCAGAAGUACGGGCCCAAGCGCUGGUCCGUCAUUGCCAAGCACUUGAAGGGCCGGAUUGGUAAACAGUGUCGGGAGCGCUGGCACAACCACUUAAACCCUGAGGUGAAGAAGACCUCUUGGACGGAGGAGGAGGAUCGCAUCAUCUACCAAGCCCACGAGAAGCUGGGGAACAGAUGGGCUGAGAUUGCCAAACUACUGCCUGGAAGGACUGAUAAUGCUAUCAAGAACCAUUGGAACUCCACCAUGCGGCGAAAGGUGGAGCAGGAGGGCUAUCUGCAGCCGGCCCCUAAGCCUGGCCCAGCAGCAAUGGGCCCAGGGUACUCCAAGUCUAGUCAACUCAUGGGCUUCACCCACCCCUCGCCCCCCUCCCAGAUACCCCCGCCAUCACCUGUCAGCGGUGACUUCCCCUACUACCCCGCCUCAGAGACACCCCGGGUACCUUUCCUGCAUGUCAACAUUCUGAACAUCCCAGAUCGCAGGGCCGCUGCUAUACAGAGGUGCUAUAAUGAUGAAGAUCCUGAGAAGGAGAAGCGGGUGAAGGAGAUCGAGUUGCUGCUGAAGUCGACUGAGAAUGAACUGAGAGGGCAGGCAGUCUUGCCGGCCCACAUGCCCAGCUACCCAGGAUGGAACAGGACCUUGGCUGAUGGGACGGGGCCCCACAGGGAGGGCGUGACCACUUCCUGCCUAGGGGAGCAGCACCCGGCAGCACCACCCCCUCCACUUGACCGUGGCUGCCUGCCGGAGGAGGGUGCGUCCUCAGGCCGGCCACAGCCAGUGUCGACCCUGCCCGACUACAUCGUCUCCGUCAUCGACUCGGACCCCCGGGCCUGGGGGCACAGGCCCAAAGCAGGUGGUGUGGGCCAGGCCAGCAGGGCUGCUUCUGGGGCCCUGAACGAGCCAGCUGUCAGUCAGGACUCUGGGGGCUGCGUCUCGCCCAAGGGGGGGGGCGGCGACGAGGCCGACAGUGGAAUCUUCACUCUGUCCUCCUUGGCCUGCUCCUCCCCUGGGUUGUCCCCUGUCAAACACCUGCCCUUCUCGCCUUCACAGUUUUUUAACACGGUUCCAGAAAAUUCGGACAUUGAUCUUCUACCAUUAACCUCAACACCUCUUUGCUCCCAGAAGUCUUUGAGUGCAGCUUCUCUCCAUCGUGACCACGCGCUCAAGCCUCAGAAAGAAAACGACAUUUUCCGAACCCCUAACCUCCGGCGAUCGAUCAUGGAGACCUCCCCUCGAACGCCCACACCUUUCCGGACCUCUGUGGCUCUUCAGGAGAUCAAAUACGGUCCGUUAAAGAUGUUGCCGCACAGUCCCAUGCAGCCCGACCUGGCUGAGGUGAUCAAGCAGGAGCCCCUGGAGGACGAAGCAUCUCCAGGGAUCGAGCUGGAUGACCAGCCAUCCUUGAAGAAGAUCAAACGAGAGAUUGACAUUGCUUGUGAGCGGAGCUGCCUCCAGUGGGAGGGGGAGUCUCUCCAGACCCAGCUGUUUCCCCCGAGCAGCUCCCUGGACAACAUGCCUGACCUCCUUACCAGCUCAGUGUUAAUGGUGCCUGGAUGUGAAAAGGACGAAGAUGGCCACGUUAAAGUGUACCAUGUUCCACGAAGGCCCAUAGGGAGUCCCAUACAGAUGAAUGCAUGGGAAGCAGUGGCUUGUGGGAAGACGGAGGAUCACCUGCUGGUGCCAGAGCCAAGCCACAAGUACAUUAACACUUUCUCUACCAGGACGCUGGUCAUGUGACGGCCUCAAGCGCAAUGAUAGAAACAAAGGAAAACACUUCAAGUUGAUUGUAAAACAUCAACUCUGUCCUGCAUGAAGCUGGUGGAGAUGCAGCACAGAACCUAUUUGUUGUGGUACAACAGUUGGGAGGUGUCAUUGUGCACAAGCUUGUUGGAUUUCAACAAACCAAAGAUGUUUCGAUGAUGUAUGAUAAUGAUGUUUUACUCUUUUUUGUGAAAUGGAACACAUGCCUAAACUCCCUAGGUAAACUUAAUAACUGUUAAAUGUAUUUUUAUUGAUAUUAAUAUAAAGAACAACAAGAAUAAUUUAUUUUCCAUGAGAUCGUUUUUCUGCUAUUGGCAAAACAAGCAGUGUUUCUCUCCAGUAUUGGGUCUUCCUGACUCACACGUUUGUGACAAACAGACAAACAGUAUGUGUCUAAAAGCAUUAUUACAUACCAAAUUAGUUCACGGGAAAUAUUUAAAAAAGUAUAACAUUUCUUCUGACGUAUUUUGACUACUUGGUUUUAAAACUACUAUUGUGUGUCUUUCAGUUUUGUCCUUUUGUUUAAUUCAGUUGUAUUUCAUGCCAGCUUGCCCGUAAAUGAUACUGUAUGGAAAAAAUUUCUCUUUUGAACAAAUGUACUUUUUUUUGUUUUGUUUUGUUUUCGUUUUGUUUUGUAGUACAGUGAAUGCUAAGGGACCUAGAUGUUGUUGCUGCUAAGGUUGGCAUGUUUUAUCUAAAGAAAAGGCAGGGCACUAGCAUGAGAAUUAUUUUUUCACUGUAUACAUGAUACAGUACAGUAUCACUAGGUCUGGGGAAAACUGUUUUCAAGAUUGUUUUUAUAGUGUUGAUUUUUUUUUUUUUACGUUUGACAUCUGCUUAAUGCAAAGUCAGCUGUAGCAAAGUUUCUGUGACCCAUUAUUAGCUUACAAAAAUGUAUUAUUUCGUUGCCCUUUUUUACUACCAUUUUGCAAAACUCUCACAAUUCUGUUUUUAUAAAAAAUGUGUUUACUGCCCUGUAAAUAAAGGUGUGUUUUUUUUCAA